GAAGCUCUCCAAGGCGACUGUGUCCCAGGUGGAGCUUCUGGAUCCUGCACACAGAUUGUUAAAAUUGAGUAAGAAGUUGAGACUCACAGAUUUUCUGAGCCGCCUUUCGUCCCGUCUCUGGGCCGGGAUCAGUAUUAUUGCUGCGGCCUUCAUUAUUCUGUCGAUAGUGGUUGGAAUCAUAUUUUACAAACAGAGGCAACUACUUCAGGCUUCUAAAGUUACAGUAACUGAUAGAAAACGCCAGGAGAGAUUAUCUAGUACCACAGUGGAUCCACGUGUCCAUGGAGUUUCUUUGUCUCAAUGUUUUCAUUCUCAUGGAUUACAGCAGGUCUCAACAGAUGAAGAAUCAGAACUUCAAGGAGCUCUUCAAAAGCAUAAGCAAAGGAAAUUGGAACUUGUGAUGACAUCUGUAACUUCCGACGUCUCGGACACCAGCUCCAAUGUGGAGAGCACAAACCUGGACCAGAGGUCCUUGUCAUCAUUGUCAUUGUGCUCUUUUCGUAGCCAAAGCUUGGAAGCUUGUAGGGAAUGGUUUUCUGAUGAAGAGGGCUCCCUUUGCUCCUCCUCUAUGAGUGACAUUAUGUCCAGAGUGCAGGUGUAUCUAGAGACCAUGGAUGAUUCUCCAAACUUCCAAAAAUUCCCUUGUGAUAGGAUAGUCUGUGAGGAUCAAAAAUAUCUGGGCUUGGAAAAGACAAAUCAACAAAAAAUGCAGAUGCCUCAAUCACUCUCUGACCCCCUUGAAGCUUCUUUUGACAUCCUGCUUCCUCCACCACAACCAGGGCCUGAUGCCUCAGGAGCCCCUUCUGGCAUCUCGCCACCUCCGCUGCUACCAGGGGCUGAUGCCUCAGGAGCCACUUCUGGCAUCUUGCCACCUCCGCUGCUACCAGGGGCUGAUGCCUCAGGAGCCACUUCUGGCAUCCACCACCUCCACCACUACCAGGGCCUGAUGCCUCAGGAGCCCCUUCUGGCACCCUGCCUCCACCACAACCAGGGCCUGAUGCCUCAGGAGCCCCUUCUGGCAUCUCGCCACCUCCACCACUACCAGGGCCUGAUGCCUCAGAAGCCCCUUCUGGCAUUCCACUUCCACCACUACCAGCGGCUGAUGCCUUGGAAGCCCCUCCUGGCAUUCCACUUCCACCACAACCAGGGGCUGAUGCCUCAGAAGCCCCUUCUGGCAUUCCACUUCCACCACUACCAGCGGCUGAUGCCUCAGAAGCCCCUUCUGGCAUUCCACUUCCACCACUACCAGCGGCUGAUGCCUUGGAAGCCCCUCCUGGCAUUCCACUUCCACCACUACCAGCGGCUGAUGCCUUGGAAGCUCCUUCUAGCAUUCCACUUCCACCACAUCCAGGGGCUGAUGCCUCAGAAGCCACUUCUGGCAUCCUGCCUCCGUCACAACCAGGGGCUGAUGCCUUCCGAGGCUCCUCCUGGCACAGUCUACCAAAAUCAAGCAAAACAUAAAUGAUUGUUCUCACUUCUGAGCCUAAGUAGGUCCUGACCAAGUGAGAACUCAUUUAGUCUGUGGCUCAAAAUGCACCUUGUGAAAAUAAUGAGACGGAGCCUCCAUACUCUGGGCUAUAAGUCUAAAACAAGAUCAUACGAGGUAUAGGGACAGGCUCAUUUGUGAAUAAACUAUAUUUAACUAUCAGUACCAUCUUGUAAUUUGAUAUUUUUCUGCUCAAUUUUCAUAAGAGGAAUCUUUAUAGCUACUUGUUUGAAUUUUGUAUAACAUUGAUUCCUGUCCCUGAGGCAGAAUUACAAAAUAUAGCCCACCAUUCACCGUUCCUCUGCACUUGAAAGAAAGUUAUGAAAUGGCUCAUGUUCUAAUGACGGCCUGGCAGUUGAGCUCCCAGGUCUGCCCUAAGAAAAGUCACUCUCUUCUUUGUGAUCCCUCAUGCCACAGAUAGUCCCUGACGUAAGGGCAGUGUCACCCACAGGUGUUUAUGUGAAAUAAUAUUAAAUCCAGCAAAUGUAUUCUUUCA
Phascolarctos cinereus (koala) is the source of this 1982-nucleotide messenger RNA. The record is from RefSeq and is a predicted model, not a curated record. NCBI's taxonomy places the organism in Eukaryota, Metazoa, Chordata, Mammalia, Diprotodontia, Phascolarctidae.